Molecule: messenger RNA, 2318 nt
Organism: Dunckerocampus dactyliophorus (ringed pipefish)
Lineage: Eukaryota; Metazoa; Chordata; Actinopteri; Syngnathiformes; Syngnathidae
Gene: necap2
Product: NECAP endocytosis associated 2
Exons: 8
Coding region: 112-855 (247 amino acids)
Biological process (GO): endocytosis
Cellular component (GO): clathrin vesicle coat; membrane
Source: RefSeq, a predicted model, not a curated record
AAAACACGCAGCAUCUCCUUCGAGGUUCGUUUCCUGUGUGGCUUCAACGGCGGCCGAGGUGUUCAGUGAAAAGUCGGAAGUUGGGAGUUUCGCCAAGUGACACUUGACAAAAUGGCAGAAGAUAACAGUUACGAAUCUAUGCUCUGUGUUAAACCGGAGGUCCACGUCUACCGGAUCCCCCCACGGGCGUCGAACCGCGGAUAUCGUGCAGCCGACUGGAAGCUGGACGAGCCUGCAUGGAGUGGGAGAAUGAAAAUCACCGCAAAGGGCAAGAUGGCCUUCAUCAAGUUGGAGGACAAAAACACAGGAGAGCUUUUUGCCCAAGCUCCAGUUGAUCAGUAUCCAGGGAGUGCAGUUGAAGCCGUCACAGACUCCAGCAGGUAUUUUGUCAUCCGGAUAGAGGAUGGAAAUGGCCGCCACGCUUUUAUUGGGCUGGGAUUUGCUGAUCGUGGAGACUCCUUUGACUUCAACGUAGCUUUACAAGACCAUUUUAAGUGGGUAAAGCAAGAAGGUGAGCUGGCCAAAAUGGAGGCAUCCCAGAGCGCUGAACCGAAGCUUGACCUGAGCUUCAAGGAGGGGCAGACCAUCAAGAUCAGCAUCGGGAACAUCAAGAAGAAGGAUGCAUCUAGUGCUAAGCCCCGGCCCGCGACUGGAGGUUUGCUCCCACCACCGCCAGGAGUCAAGGCUGGAGGCACCAUCCCACUGCCAGCACAAACAAACACAGCCCCUCUUUUAGACUUCGGGUCUUCCAGCUCUGAAACCCAACCCAACUCUGACUUGUGGGGAGAUUUCACGUCGGCGGGUUCCAGCUCCAGUACAGAUGCUGUCAAAUCGGGAUGGGUGCAGUUUAGCUGAGUGUGGGGGAGGAAAAGCGCACGCAGCCACUUGGUUGCAUACAUUCCAUGGACGGAGAUGAUUUUUUCGGGGGGAAGAAAAAAACGUGGGAACUGGUUCAACUCCCUCGCAGCACCCAGCCAGCGAGGAUCACAUAAAACCUAGCUUGCUCUCUAGGGGAAACACAUGGUCAUAUGUAAAUAUAUACAUUAUACACCUUUACACUCUAUGCAGGAAGAGCACUCUGUGAUUUUAGUAGCACGGUAACCAUCAAAUCUCUGGAGUUGCUUCCCUCCCUGGCCUUAAAUCAAACAUCUCCUCGUUUCAUUUCUGGGACUGUCACACUGAAUCCCUGACUGGGAUCUGUGCAGAAUCGGAUGAAAUCAUUUCAUUGUCAUCGUUUUCUUCCUCCAUUCAUCGCAUAGAUGCCCUAUUGCAGUUUGUGUGUGUUCAAUAACUAUUCCCAUUCUUAGUUUUGUUUUAGGAGGUCCUGCGAUACUGAGCUUGGUAGUAAUUUUUUUUUGUUGUUGUUGUUUUUUUGUUUUUUUUUUUAAAGCUGUUUAAAUUUUAUUGAAAGAGCUGUCGGUCUCUGAUGAAUUUAAUUUCAUGUUUUCAUGUCGUUUAUUUCUUUGAUUUCUGUUUUAAUGUUUUUAAUGUGCCUUUUACCAAAAAGAAAUUUCCUUUAAUCUUAUUCAAAAGUUGCACUAAGUAUUUGAUUAAGUGCCUCUCAGAAAAAAAAACCCCGCAAAUUGUACAAAAUUUAAACAUCUAUGUAAAUAAACAAUAUAUAAAAUUUCCUUUUAUUUUUUUAUUUCUUUUAAAUCUGUUUAUUAGGUGUUAAUUAGUUGUAAAUUAGCACAUUUUUAAAGCACACAUUUUGCAAUAAAAGCAGCCGUGUGUGUAUACAUGUAUGUGUGUAUAUAUACCGGUGUGUCUCAAUAAGUUAGAAUAUCUUUAAAAAGUAAAUUUGUCAUUUGUUCAAUUAACAUGUUGAAACUUUUCUUUGUGUGAAAUAUUUUAAGAAUGUAUUUCUUAAUAAUUAUGAUUAUACCUUACAGUUAAUUUUAAAAAAUACAAAUUCAGCAACUCAUAGAAUGUGCAUGAAUUGUUAAAAUGUCCAAAAAGCAACGCCGCUGUCAUUUAUUUAAUUCAGGCCUUUUCAAAACGUGUGGCGAGUCCACAAAAUACUUUGGGGGAGGUGCGGCAGCUUGAGCAAAACAAGGAAAAUAAUUUUACAAACCUGCUAAACUCUACUUCUGCAAAAGUCAAUUAAUAAUCCACAACAUAUGCUCCAGAAAACCAGUUUUUCAGGGAGUCAGGAGUCACCCCAAUUAUAUUGUUUUCAGACAGGAGGUAGAAUACCCCAGAUUUAUUGAUAUUAUAUAGAAAAUCUAUUGCAUGUUUAGGACUGAUCGGAGCUGUGCUGUACUGCAUAAGAUAGCCUCUUCAGAUCGUCAUUGCAAUGCCAUUAAACAUUUUUUGCA